AUGAAUGAAUCUAAAGUGACAAAUGUUGAUUUUGCUCAGGCGCCAUAUUUCGAUUACUCGCUUUACGAAAACUUCUCGGUAGUGUACGCAUUACCAUUGUCGAAUCACGACAACGGUUCGCUUAUGGCUAUCGCAUCAUUCUAUGCCUUGCUAUUCAUGCUGGGCACAUGCGGCAAUGCCGCUAUCUUGGCCGUUGUGCAUCAUGUGAAGGCGUCGGAUUCGAGAUCAAGGCACAACACAACCUUAACCUACAUAUGCAUACUAUGUAUUGUGGACUUUUUAAGCAUGCUGCCUCUUCCAAUGACAAUCAUCGAUCAG
Messenger RNA from Ostertagia ostertagi, 318 nucleotides. NCBI's taxonomy places the organism in Eukaryota, Metazoa, Nematoda, Chromadorea, Rhabditida, Trichostrongylidae. The record is from the annotation of a GenBank genome assembly.